AAUUGAUUGAAACACAAAAUGAGUGGCCGAGGUAAGACCGGCGGUAAGGCUAGAGCCAAGGCCAAGACUCGCUCCUCUCGCGCUGGGCUCCAGUUUCCUGUAGGCCGUGUUCACAGGCUUCUACGUAAAGGUAACUACGCCGAACGCGUCGGCGCCGGUGCGCCCGUCUAUUUGGCAGCCGUGCUGGAGUAUCUGACCGCUGAGAUCCUGGAGUUGGCCGGCAACGCCGCUCGCGACAACAAGAAGACGCGUAUUAUUCCUCGUCACUUACAGCUGGCUGUUCGUAACGACGAGGAGUUGAAUAAACUGCUCGGAGGAGUGACCAUCGCUCAGGGUGGCGUGCUGCCUAACAUUCAGGCUGUACUGUUGCCCAAGAAGACCGAGAAAGCGGCCAAGACCAAGUAAAUUACUUUUCUCCUGAUUUGUACAGAACCAAAGGCUCUUUUAAGGGCCACCCACCUCAACGACAGAAGUGCAGUUUUUUCUUUUGCUCUCCCACCAAAAGAGGAAGAAAAAGGCGGCCGUUGAAUGAUCAGUAAUUACCAGUUAUUGUGUCUUAGUGAAAAAAAAGGCGCAAUGUAACCCCCCCCCUCCCAUUACGUACUGAAUAAGGUUUAAAAGCUCUUAUUCUACUCAAAUAAAAUAAAUGAAUAAAACGAAUAAAAACAAACGAACCACUGUGUAACUGCGCGAGUCAAGGCGAAAUAACAGGCAUGUGAUUAUAAAUGAACCAAAAAUCAGAGUAACGUUACACACCGCGUGUAAGAGAAAAAAAAAUUAAGUAGUUGAGCCCGCCACGGCGGUGGGGCGGUGUCUUUUUUCAAAACAGAAGACGCCCAAUAGCGUUUAGACCACGCAUGAACAGCCGUCCAAUGAGAGGCGGGAACAUCCAA
This is a messenger RNA of Colossoma macropomum (tambaqui), 893 nucleotides long. RefSeq names its product histone H2A-like. The record is from RefSeq and is a predicted model, not a curated record. Lineage: Eukaryota; Metazoa; Chordata; Actinopteri; Characiformes; Serrasalmidae. Gene Ontology annotation, molecular function: structural constituent of chromatin; protein heterodimerization activity; DNA binding. The transcript has a single exon. Bases 19 to 405 code for a protein of 128 amino acids. Gene Ontology annotation, cellular component: nucleosome.